Molecule: messenger RNA, 801 nt
Organism: Triticum aestivum (bread wheat)
Lineage: Eukaryota; Viridiplantae; Streptophyta; Magnoliopsida; Poales; Poaceae
Product: RING-H2 finger protein ATL56-like
Exons: 1
Coding region: 183-626 (147 amino acids)
Molecular function (GO): zinc ion binding
Source: RefSeq, a predicted model, not a curated record
AGUCGGAGUGGGAUACGAUCCAGGCAUUGAACUUGCAUAGGUUGAAUCCAUCUCCAAUUCCUUGUCUGAUUCUAUCGCCUACAUAACCUAACCUACCUCGCCCGCACGGGCGCACGCCGUCUAAGGAUAUCGUUCACCGCAGCCGUCGCCCGUCCCCACCGCCGCGACCGCCGGCCAUCGCCAUGGACUACGAUGACAUGUUAGAUUGGAUCAUAUGGGUGCUUUUGUUGAUGUUCGCCGUCAUCGCUGCGCUCAGCGCCGCCGUGGCGAUCGCCGAGGUGGUUCGUCCCGUGCGGCAGCACUGCAAGUGGCUGUCCAUCGAGCGGCUGCUGGAGAGCAUACCCGACGUCCCAUACAAGAAGAUGCCCGAUCGAGACGGCGGCUCUCCGUCGGAGGAGGAGGAGGGGAAGGAGUUGCGCCGGAGCCAGAGCUCGUGCGUGAUCUGCCUGGCGCAGUACGAGGGCGGCGAGCGGUGCAGCGUCCUGCCGGGAUGCGGCCACGUGUUCCACAGGGGCUGCGUCGCCACGUGGCUGCACACCACGCACAACACAUGUCCGCUCUGCCGGGCGACGAUAGCCGCCGGCGCCGUGGCACAGAAGGACAACGACGCACAGGAUAUGGUGUAACAAGAAGCCUAGAAGUAGAGUCUCGUUUUUACCCCACAGUUUUCGUUGCAGCUCAGGUUAUAUUGAGGCACACUUUUGUAAUUAAAAGCAAGCAUUCUGUAUUUCUCUGAGCUCGGUUUUUUGCUGAGUAAUUGCAGCACCUAUUUAUUCAUCGGGUGCCUGAAAACGUUUUCUA